CGGCAAAGUAGAUAAGCUUCCCGCCGCCUGCCUUCCCCGUUGCUCCCCGUUGCUUCCCGUCACUCCCAAGUCUCCACCUACUCGUCACAGCUAUGGGUGUCCUCGACCUCGUCAAAGGCCGCAAUGACGGCCGAAAUGCCCGCGGCAUCGCCAACCCGGAGAUCAAAGACGAGCCCGGCGUCUCGGUGGAGCCCGCAGGUAGCUCGGUUCCCCCCAGUCUCGAGGCUCGUGAAGAGAAAGAGAUUGAAUCUCAUCCCGACGUCGUCUCGAGCAAUGCCCAGGAGGGUCUGCAGAAGGUUGAGGCGGCCGCGCUCGUCUGGAGCAAGACAGCCGUCUACCUCAUCUACGCCUGGAUCUGGGUCGGCUUCUUCAUGCUCGCCUUCCAUUCGGCCAUUGGUAACAACAUUCUCAACUUUGCUUAUGGCAAGUUUGCGUCGGCGCCGCAGAUCAACACGGCCUACAUCCUGGCUACCAUCAUCGGCGGUGUCCUCAAGCUGCCCAUCGCAAAGAUGCUUAACAUUUGGGGUCGUGCCGAGGGUCUCUUUGUCUUCCUCAUCGUUUACCUCCUCGGAAUCAUUGUCAUCGCUUCGUGCAACGGCCCCAACGGCUACGCUGCUGGCUACACCCUCUACUGGAUUGGUUACGAUGCCAUCUACCUGAUCCUCGACGUCUUCAUGGCCGACACGUCGGGUUUGCGCAACAGAGCUUUCGCCUUCGGUUUCGCCAGCACACCCUUCAUCUGCACCGCCUUCACCGGAUCGCUGGCCGCCGAGUCCCUGCUUAGCCAUGCGUCUUGGCGCUGGGCUUAUGGUUGUUUUGCCAUUAUUCAACCCUUUGUCUUCAUGCCUCUCGUCAUCGUCUUCAAGUUCUACCAGAUCAAGGCCACGAAGAUGGGCAUUUUGAAAAAGGAGCCCAGUGGUCGCACUAUUAUGCAGUCCAUCAUUCACUACGUUCACGAGUUUGACAUCGUUGGUGCCUUCCUUCUCAUGGCCGCUUUCAUUCUGUUCCUGCUGCCGUUCAGCUUGGAGCAGUAUGGCCGCGCCCAGUACCAUGACGCCACCUUCAUCGCCAUGGUCGUCAUCGGUGUUUGUCUCUUCUUUGUCUUCGCGGCGUGGGAGAAGUACGGUACGCGCGUCCACUUCAUUCGGUGGGAACUGUUCAAGCAGCGUACGGUUCUGGGCGCAUGCGCCAUGUCGGCCAUUGCCUACUUCAGCUUCUACUCGUGGGACUCGCAGUUCUACAACUUCGUGACGGUUGUCUACAACCUCAACGUCUCGAUGGCUGGCUACAUGACGCAGAUUUACAACGUCGGCUCGUGCUUCUGGUCCGUCGUCUUUGGUGUGUGGGUGCGUUACACCAAACACUUCAAGUACACUUGCCUGUUCUUUGGACUGCCGCUGCUCAUGCUGGGUGCUGGUCUGAUGAUCCAUUUCCGCGGUUCCGACAGUGACAUUGGCUACAUCGUCAUGUGCCAGAUCUUCAUUGCUUUCGGCGGUGGCACUCUUGUUAUUGGUGAGGACAUGGCUGUCAUGGCUGCCGCCGACCACGACGGCGUCCCCAUGAUGCUUUCUUUGCUGGGUCUGUCUUCCAGCGUUGGCGGCGCCAUUGGUUCUGCUGUUUCCGCUGCAAUCUACGCAAACACGUUCCCCGACGCGCUGCGGCGCAAAUUGCCCGCGGCCAACCAGAACGAUUGGUCCGCCAUCUACCUCGGUGGCUACUCCGCCCAGUUGGAGUACCCCGUCGGCAGCGAUGUCCGUAACGCCAUCAACUACGCCUGGGGCUGGAGUCAACGCUGCGGCUCCAUUUCUGCAACGGCCAUCCUGGUCCUGGGUAUCCCAGCCAUUGCCAUCUGGAAGAACUACAACGUCGACCGCAAGCAGAACAAGGGUGUCGUCAUGUAGACGGCUCCGCUGCACUCACCUCCCCCUCAAAAAAACAUAUACCAUCUUUCUUACGUACAUAUGCACAUACACGCAAAAACCUCUACAUACCCACAUCUAACGACCAACGACGCAUACCGCGUAAACCUUAAUGGACGACCCACGAGUCACGAGAAGGGAAAGAAGGCGCCGAGGCGUGCCGCGCAGGAGAUACCACUAGAUGCGCUGCAGCGCGGACGCGGCACAUGGCACGGCAUGGCAUGGCGGCAUAUUUGUCGGAUUUGUUUUUUCUGGUUCAUCAACAUCUACAUAGCUAUCUUUCUUGAUCAUUCUGUUGAUCGUUGGCUUCGCUUGGACACCUGUAUUAGAUCCUCGGAAGCGUUAAUUCAUCUGUUUCUCCCUA
Molecule: messenger RNA, 2283 nt
Organism: Aplosporella prunicola CBS 121167
Lineage: Eukaryota; Fungi; Ascomycota; Dothideomycetes; Botryosphaeriales; Aplosporellaceae
Exons: 3
Coding region: 93-1901 (602 amino acids)
Biological process (GO): transmembrane transport
Molecular function (GO): transmembrane transporter activity
Source: RefSeq, a predicted model, not a curated record